CUCAGAUGAUAAGAAUGUGAUAUUUGGGGUGAAAAGGUCACACCCAAUGGACAUGAAACCACGGCUUGAUGUGUUCAUGCCUGGUAAUACUGAUGAAGAUGUAAGCAACUUUCAAGUUGUUGGUAGCCACAUUCAAAAAUCUUGCACUAUUUACAAAGGUGACACCAUCAUUGCUCAGGUAAGUGAUGUGUUCCCAAGCAGAAACUUCAGCAAAUGGAAAGAAAGCUAUAAAGUGAAGAUUAAUGAAGGGGUGGAUUAUGCUUUCGUCAUGGCAUUACUUGUAAUAUUAACCGUAAAUGACUACAUUUGAAUUUGGUUUCCCUCA
Messenger RNA from Arachis duranensis, 325 nucleotides. RefSeq names its product protein LURP1-like. The transcript is spliced from 2 exons. The record is from RefSeq and is a predicted model, not a curated record. The coding region runs from base 47 to 310 and encodes 87 amino acids. NCBI's taxonomy places the organism in Eukaryota, Viridiplantae, Streptophyta, Magnoliopsida, Fabales, Fabaceae.